Ceratitis capitata (Mediterranean fruit fly) is the source of this 2558-nucleotide messenger RNA. RefSeq names its product CCR4-NOT transcription complex subunit 7 (gene Pop2). The coding region runs from base 1099 to 2004 and encodes 301 amino acids. Gene Ontology annotation, molecular function: nucleic acid binding; poly(A)-specific ribonuclease activity. Gene Ontology annotation, cellular component: P-body; CCR4-NOT core complex; CCR4-NOT complex. The record is from RefSeq and is a predicted model, not a curated record. NCBI's taxonomy places the organism in Eukaryota, Metazoa, Arthropoda, Insecta, Diptera, Tephritidae. The transcript is spliced from 5 exons.
UAUUUGAAGUCAUCCUUAUUUUCCAAAACAGAGAAAUUUUUAUUUUCUGUUUUAUUUUAUUACAAAAAAUUCCAAUCGUAACACCACACAGCUAAGAAGAAGAGAAAAGUGCGGCCGAUGAAUUAGUCUUACUCGUCUGGAUCACGGUUAAUGCAGCAUUACUCAUUGCAAAUACAAACUCGUUUCUGCAUACCUAUUGGUGUGAGCGAGAAAAGCCUAUAUGUUUCAAUCAAAGGUUAUGCUAAGCGGACAAGAACUGUGAAUUUUAUUUGCUGCAACCGAUCAAAAAACGCAAUCAUACAUCUAUAGCGCACACAUUUUCUUUUAAUUUUCAUUUAUUUUUACAUAAGAACGUUUGUGAAAUAGAUAAAUAAUUGCAUUUUUAACUAUUGCAGUAGUGGGCUAAAAAGUAUAGUCCUAAUAAAAGUGCUAGAAAGUAAAUGAAAAGAUAAAAUUUUACUUGAACGUUUGCUAUUAGAAACGGGUGAAAAUAAAUUGGCUCAAGAGGAAGCAGCAACGGGCGCCGCCAUUCGCGGAAGCACAACAGCAACAGAACAUAAACUGGAAGUUUACACCAAAUUCUCGAAAUAUGAAAUGGGUAUACGCCCAGCUAAUGCUUCAAUCAAACAAAAUUCAAAUAUAAAAUAAACUAAAAUAAUAAAGCAAAAACCAAUCAAGUAGCAAACAAGAAAAGAAAGGCCAAAAUCAAAGCGCAAGUUCAAGUGUUUAUAGCUGUUUACUUAAACGAUAAAAUACUACCAUAAUAAACUGCAUUGGCCGGUGGUUGACGCCAAAACCACCCACAAUCGCCACCACCAUUACUUUUUAAAUGUAAUUCAAAAUCCAGCGCGUUCAAAUUUGAAAAGUUUUGUGAAUAUUUUGGCUAUAAAUCAGGCCUGUGUUUUGUAAUUAUUAUUUCUAUAAAGUUUUAGCGGAUAAGAAACGUUUUCAAUAAAACAAAAAAUAAAAAUAAACGACUAAAUAUAAGUAAAACGCAAAGAAUUUUCACAUAUAAAGUCGGUUCAAAGCAACGUGGCUGAAACAGCAGCAACAGCAAAGCCUACAACAGCUGAUCGCCCGAAUCUAUUCUUACAGGCGAUGCCUUCUGCCAUAAGCGGUACCGGACACGGCUCAGGCGCCGUUAGUCACAAUAUAAAUAUACCUAGUAAUGAAGAGUGCGGCAUACGUGAUGUUUGGAAACAUAAUUUAGAGGAAGAAUUCCGCACAAUACGUAAAGUCGUACAAAAAUAUCAUUAUGUCGCUAUGGAUACUGAAUUUCCCGGCGUUGUGGCACGUCCUGUUGGUGAAUUCCGUUCUACCGCCGACUAUCACUAUCAACUUUUACGUUGUAAUGUAGACUUGCUACGCAUUAUACAACUGGGACUGACAUUUAUGGAUGACGAAGGCAAAACGCCGCCUGGUUACUCAACGUGGCAGUUUAAUUUUAAAUUUAAUUUAAGCGAGGAUAUGUAUGCGCAAGACUCGAUAGAUUUACUACAAAAUUCCGGUAUACAAUUUAAAAAGCAUGAAGAAGAUGGCAUUGAUCCACUUGAUUUUGCCGAAUUACUAAUGUCUUCCGGCAUUGUGUUGGUGGAUAAUAUCAAAUGGCUGUGCUUUCAUUCGGGUUACGAUUUUGGUUAUCUACUCAAAUUGUUAACCGAUCAGAAUUUGCCUGCGGAUGAGAGUGAAUUUUUCGAAUUACUACGUAUAUAUUUCCCCAACAUAUACGAUAUUAAAUAUCUGAUGAAAUCGUGUAAAAAUCUAAAGGGCGGCUUGCAAGAGGUGGCCGAUCAAUUGGAGUUAAGACGUGUCGGGCCACAACAUCAGGCCGGUUCUGAUGCGCUGCUCACCGGAAUGGCAUUCUUCAAAAUGCGUGAGAUGUUCUUCGAGGACAACAUAGACAAUGCCAAGUAUUGUGGCCAUCUUUACGGUCUCGGCACAUCCUUCAUUGUAAACGGCACGAAUUUCCACGAGAGUAACGGCGACAACAACAAUGCAACGUGAUUCGUUUUUAUUGAAAGGACAGCAAAUACAACGGCCAGAGAUUAAAAACAAGAAGCCAGCCGUGUAGAUUUGAAGACGAUGCUUUUUUUGUGUGGAAGGAAUUUUAAAAAAGAAAAAGAGAAGAAAAACAACAACAGCUAAAAAAAAAUACACCCAUUCAACAAGUAGAUGAACUGUUUUAUAAAAACGAAGAGAUGAUUUCAAAUGUAAAGAGUGCAAAUAGUAGCAUAAAAAAAACUUUUUGUAAACAAGGAAAAAAGGAGGACGAACAAACAAACUCAUGCAGAUAUAUAUGUAUAUGAAAAAUAAAUGCAGUUCGUUAUAAUAAUGGCAUACAAUUUUCUAUAUAUCUCAAGCAAAGCAAAUCAAACAUCAAAUAUAACCACUCCACCCUGUCAAGUAAAAAAAAAUAGACAGUAUAAAAAUACUACAAAUACAACUUGACUGCAUGCAGCAAAAUGAGAAAUGUGUAGAAAAUAGGCUUAUUUAUUAAGAAAACGUAAAUUAUGUUUAGUCAAUAUAUUUAUACAAAAAAUUGGCCACUUUUUUAAUAC